AUGUUUAUAACACGCUCGCAGCUGGAGACGGAGGCGGGCGCACGGCCCUCGGCGCUGGAGGUGUACGGCGGCGAGGUGCUGUGGGCCGACAGCGAGGCGCAGCUGCUGCGCGCCUGCGACAAGGAGCGCUGCGCCGCAGCCACGCUGCGCACGCUGCGCGCCGCCGGCGCCGUGCUGGCGCUGCGCGUGUACGACGCGGCCACGCAGCGCGCCGUGCGCGGCCCGUGCGCCGCGCGCGCCUCCCCCUGCGCACAUCUCUGCGUCGCCGUGUCGGCCCACGCCAGCCAGUGUCUCUGCGCCACGGGCUACGAGCGCCGCGGGGACGCCUGCAUCCCCGUGGACGAGGUGGUGGUGUUCUCGGUGAGCUGGGAGGUGCGCGGCGUGGCGCUGAACGCGAGCAGCGCUGAAGGCGAGGGCGGCGCGGCGGAGCGCGGCCUGCUGCCGCCGGUGCCGCAGCUGUCGCUGGCGUCGGCGCUGGCGUACGACGCGGCCGCCGAGCUGCUGUUCUGGGCGGACGCGGAGGCGGCGCGCGUGUGGCGCGUGCGGCGCGACGGCUCGGGGCGCGCGCUGCUGGCGGCGGCGGGCGACGCGGCGGGCGCGGCCGACUGGCCGGCGGCGCUGGCGGCGGACUGGCGCGCGCGCAACCUGUACUGGUCCGACCCGCGCCGCGCGCUGCUGCUGGUGGCGCGCUACGACGCCGCGCACCGCUACGUGCUGCUCGACACCGACCCGCUCGCCGUCACCGCGAUGGCGAUAGACCCGGUGGAGGGCUGGCUGUUCCUGGCGGGCGGCGGCUGGAUCGAGCGCGCGCGGCUGGACGGGUCGCAGCGCGGGCUGCUGUACAACGGCUCGGCCGUGGGGGACGUGGCCGUGGACGCGGCCGCGCGCCGCCUGUACUGGCUGGAGCCGGGCGGCGCGCGGCUGUGGGCCGCCGACUACGACGGCGCGCGCCGGACCUUGCUGGCGCAGCUGCCGGCGCAGCGCCACCACCCCGUGGCGCUGGCCGUGUACAACGCCACGCUGUACUGGCUGGACACCUCGGCCAGCCGGGGCAGCGUGCUGGCGGCGCCGCUGGCGAACGUGUCGCAGCUGCGCGUGCUGCGGGACAACCUCGGCGACAGCCUCAAGGACAUCGUGGUGUGGGCACGCGCGUCCCAGCCGGCCGGCGGGCCCUGCGCCGCCGCGGGCUGCGAGGCGCUCUGUCUGGCCGCGCCCGCGCCGGGGCCCGCGCCGGGGCCCGAGCCGGGGGCCGCGCCGGGGCCCGCGCCCGCCCUCGUGCCGCGCUGUGUCUGCCCACACGGCCGCCUGGCGGCCAACCAGCGCAACUGCACGCGUGAGUACCGCACCGCCUGCACCCGCCGCACGCACUGCGCCCGCUCACGCCCGCUUCUGUCCGCAGCGUACGACUCGUUCCUCGUGUACUCGCGCGUCACUGAGAUCGAUACCAUUCACCUGCUGGACGAGAAGGACCUGAACUCCCCUUACAAGCCCAUCCAAGACAAGGAGCUGAUGCGGAACGCGAUCAGCCUGGCGUACGAGUACGAGGGCUCGCGACUCUUCUACUCCGACAUCCAGCGCGGCUCCAUCAACACCGUGCACUUCAACGGGUCCGGACACGAGGUGCUGCUCGAGCGUGAGUAUCCUGGCAGCCCCGGCCUCGGCGGCGCGGGCGGGGCACUGCAGCGCGGGCGUGUUGCAGAGGUGGGCGCCGUGGAGGGCAUGGUGUUCGCGGCGGACAGCGGCACGCUGUACUGGACCAGCACGGGCGGCGCCGCCGUGCGCAGCGCGCGGCCGGGCUCGCUGCGCGCCGCGCCGGGCCCGCGCCGCGCCGCGCGCGUGCGCACCGUGCUGCGUCUGGGCGCCGGCGCGCGGCCGCGUGGCAUCGACUACGAGCCGUGCGAGCGCCGCCUGUACUGGACCAACUGGAACGAGUCGCAGCCCAGCAUCCAGCGCGCCUACACCAGCGGCCGCGCCCUGCAGACCGUGGUGGCCACGCACAUCCUCAUGCCCAACGGGCUGGCGCUGGACCACGCCGCCAAGAAGGUGUACUGGGCGGACGCGCGGCUCGACAAGAUCGAGCGCAUGCAGUACGACGGCUCGCAGCGACACGUGGUGACGCGGACCAGCACGGAGCACCCCUUCGACCUGGCCGUGGCGGGCCCCUGGCUGUACUGGACGGACUGGCUGGCGCACGGCGUGUUCCGCGCUGACAAGCGCGCCGGUGGCGCCACGGCACUGCGCCGCGACGUGCCGCGCCCCAUGGCCAUCCUCGCCGUGCUGCCGCAGCACCAGACCUGCUCAUCCGAUCCCUGCGCCACACUGAACGGCGGCUGUGCCGAGCUGUGCCAUAUGGACGCGCACGGGGCCGCCGCCUGCAGCUGCGGCGCGGGCCGGGAGCUGGCGCCCGACGGCCGCGCCUGCGUGCCUGCCGCCGCCGCCUGCCCCGCCGGCCAAUGGGGCUGCGCCGAGGGCGCCUGCAUCCCCGACGACCUGGUCUGCGACGGCGUGCCGCACUGCAGCGACUCGCCGUCCGCCAGCGACGAGGACCUCUACUACUGCACGUCGCGCGCGUGCGGCGCGGGCAGCGUGGCGUGCGGCGCGGGCGGGCGCUGCGUGGCGGCGGCGCGCGCCUGCGACGGCCGCGCCGACUGCGACGACGGCGCGGACGAGGCCGACUGCGACUGCGGCGCGGCGCGCUACCGCUGCGACGACGGCGCCUGCGUACCGCUGGCGGCGCGCUGCGACCGCGUGCAGCACUGCGCCGACGGCUCCGACGAGCGCGACUGCCCCGCCUGUCUGGGGCCCGACUGCGUGCCCUCCGACCCCACCACCACUACCACGGAUUCGAACGCGAUCGAGACGAGCACAACAGAGACAAGCAGGGAGGCGGAUGAAGAGGAGGAGCUGUGCGAGGGCGCCCAGUUUCGGUGCGGGGGCGGGGAGUGCGUGCCGCUGGCGUGGCGCUGCGACGGGCGCGCCGACUGCCCCGACGGGUCCGACGAGGCCACCCACUGCCGUAGGUACCGCCGGCGCCCUCGGACGGGCGGCGGCGGGGCUUGCAGCGCGCGCGUGUUGCAGGGCACGGCAACGGGUCGGCGUGCUCGGCGGCGCAAUUCGCGUGCGGCGACGGCCGCUGCGUGGCGGCGCGCGCGCGCUGCGACGGCGUGCCGGACUGCGCAGGCGCAGAGGACGAGCGCGGCUGUGCCUGCCCGCCCGGGGCGCUGCGCUGCGCAGACUCCGGCCUCUGCCUGCACCCGGUACCGCACGCACUAUUACAGUCCUCAUUGUUGUCUAAUCGCCUCUCAAUAGAAAACAAGACGAGUUCAAAAUGGUAUUUAUGAUCUUAAUAAGACGUCACCUAAGAAGAUGGACAUUAAAUUGAUUGCCGGCAAUUCGGUGUCGAGUGUAGAGGGCAACACGUGGACGGACGAGACACGAGAGUUAGGAACAUGUAGUGACCGCGCGCCGCCCUCUGUGCCGCAGAGCCUGUACUGCGACGGGGACGCCGACUGCGGCGACGGGUCCGACGAGCCGGCCGGCUGCGCGGGCGGAGGCGCGGACGCGAGCGGGGGCGCGGGCGCGGGCGGGGGCGCGCUGUGCAAUGCGGGCGCGCUGGAGUGCGCGGGGCGCUGCGUGGCGCGCGAGCUGCAGUGCGACGGCCGCGACCACUGCCAGGACGGCGGCGGCAGCGGCGCAGGCUCCGACGAGGACCCCGACCUCUGCGCGUCGUACGAGCGGUCGCUGGGCGCGGGCGAGCUGGCAACAGCGCGCGGUGAGUGCGCGCGUGGCGAGUGGCAGUGCGGCAACGGCGCAUGCGUGGCGCGCGCCGCGCUCUGCGACGGCGCCGACGACUGCGGCGACUACACGGACGAGAGCCACUGCAACGUGGACGAGUGCUCGUUCGUGAACGGCGAGUGCGCACACAACUGCACGGAGCUGGCGGUGGGCCGCGCCUGCUGGUGCCGCGCCGGCUGGCGGCUGGCGCCCGACGCCCGCGCCUGCGCCGACGUCGACGAGUGCCAGGAGGACGAGCCCUGCGACCACACCUGCAGGCUGCGGGCGGAGGGUAGUCUGGCGGAGGGUAACGUGCCGGCGCUUGCAGCGGUGCGCGGCAGCCUCAUCUUCACGAACCGGUACUACAUCCGGCGCGCGGCGCUGGGCGCGCCCGGCAGCUCGCUGCUGGUGCACGAGCUCAGCAACGCGGUGGCGCUGGACAUGCAGUGGGAGGAGCGCUGCCUGUACUGGAGCGACGUGACGCGGCUGGGCUCCGCCAUCCGGCGCGCCUGCGGGCCCGCCGCCGCGCCGCACCAGCUGCUGCACGGCGCCACGCUGCAGAACCCCGACGGGCUGGCCGUGGACUGGGUGGCCGGCAACCUGUACUGGUGCGACAAGGGCACCGACACCAUCGAGGUGUCGCGCGUCGACGGCCGCCACCGCCGCGUGCUGCUGCGCGGCCAGCUCAGCGAGCCGCGCGCGCUGGCGCUGCUGCCGGCGCGCGGCUGGCUUUACUGGUCCGACUGGGGCGCGGCGCCGCACAUCGGCCGCGCCGGCAUGGACGGCUCGGGCCGGCAGGUGCUGCUGAGCGCAGGGCUAUACUGGCCGAACGCGCUCACGCUGAACCCCGCCUCGCAAGAGCUGUACUUCGCGGACGCGCGGCAGGACUACAUCGCCGUGGCCGACCUGGACGGGCGCAACGUGCGCGUGCUGUUCUCGCGAGAGCGCAUGCCGUGGCUGCGGCUGCACCACGUGUUCGCGCUGGCGGUGUGGGACGGGCGCGUGUACUGGUCGGACUGGGAGACGCGCGCCAUCGAGUCGUGCCGGCGCCGGGCCGCGCGCGCCGCGCCCGCCAACGGCACGGGCGGCGCCUACGACUGCCGCACGCUGGUGCACACGGUGCACAAGCCCAUGGACCUGCGCGUCUACCACCCCGCGCGCCAGCCGCCCGCGCCCGACCACCCUGAGGAUUGGGUGGAGUAUUCCUCUUCCUCACGCCCCAGCCGCCGCAGGCGGGCGGGCCUCACACACCAGGCGUCGAGGUCGGGGAUCGAGAGACGAUCUUUGACAUCCGUAAGCGUGGGCCUGCUGACACCGCGACCUCCGUCUAGAGCAGGAGAAGGAAUGGGGGAGCUGUCGGCGCGGUGCGCGGAGCUGAACUGCUCGGGGCUGUGCCUGUUGACGCCGGCGGGGGGCGCGGGGGGCGCGGCGGGGGCGCGCUGCGCCUGCCCCGAGCACUGGGUGCUGGCGCCGGACGGGCGCUCGUGCACGCCCAACUGCACGUCGGCGCACUUCGUGUGCGCCUCGGCCCUCAAGUGCAUUCCGUUCUGGUGGCGCUGCGACACGCAGGACGACUGCGGCGACGGCAGCGACGAGCCCGAGUCGUGCCCGCCCUUCCGCUGCGAGCCCGGCCAGUUCCAGUGCGACUCCGGACGCUGCGUGCACCCCUCGCAUAUCUGCGAUGGCACGCCGCACUGCGGGGACGGCUCCGACGAGCGCGACUGCGACAAGGUGCGCCGCCUCGCUUGCGCCCCGGGGGGAGGGGGGGUCCAGUCGCGGCUAAUGUGUGUGUGUGUGCAGUUCACGUGCCUGGCGUCGCAGUGGAAGUGCCGCGGCAACAGCUCGGCGUCGGUGUCGGCGCGCUGCGUGCCGGGCGGCGCGCGCUGCGACGGCCGCGCCGACUGCCACGACGCCGACGACGAGGCCGACUGCCCGCCGCGGACCUGUCCGCCGCACCACGUCAGUACCGCAGCUGCCAUUUACUUAUUCUAA
Spodoptera exigua (beet armyworm) is the source of this 5766-nucleotide messenger RNA. The record is from the annotation of a GenBank genome assembly. NCBI's taxonomy places the organism in Eukaryota, Metazoa, Arthropoda, Insecta, Lepidoptera, Noctuidae.